UUGUAGGGCACUUUUGUUACCAGCUGGACAUGAGCCCUGCUCCACUGCUGGCCUUCCUGGGGGCCACCUUCUUGCUGCCUGGUGUGCAGGCGCUGAGCUGUAACCGGGGUGCUUUAGAGGGUGUAAGGAAUGCAUCAGAACUGCCCCUUGAGUGGACAACUUCCACGGAAACCUGUGAGAUCGGCAAGGGUUGCCAAGAAACACUGGUGCUCAUACGAAAUGGACCCCAGAUUUCCUUGAUUCUCACCAAGGGCUGCACUGAAGAAAAGGACCAGGAGCCCCGAAUCACUGAGCACAGGGCAGGCCCCGGGCUCUCCAUCAUCUCCUACACCCGGGUGUGCCGCCACAGGGACUUCUGCAAUGACUUGUCUGACACAGAACCUCUUGGGGGCCCGCCCUCUGCCACAGUCCCAGGGACCCUCAAGUGCCCGGUCUGCCUUUCUAAAGAUGUCUGUUCAGAAAAUGCCCCACAGCAGAUCUGCCCGGCAGGAUCCACUCACUGCUACGAUGGAGUGCUCAGGCUCCGAGGAGGGCGCAUCAUCACCAAUCUGAGAGUGCAGGGCUGUAUGCCCCAGCCAGGCUGCAACCUGCUUAACGGAACCCAGACAAUUGGGCCCAUAGAUGUGAGUGAGAAGUGUGCUUCACGAUCAGGUUUGCAGACGCUGGACUGCCAGUGGGGCUUCAUAGAGACCGUGAGGAACAUAUCGGAGCUGCCCCUCAGGUGGACAGCUACUGACACAACCUGUGAGAGGGGCGAGGGUUGCCGAGAAACGCUGAUGCUCGUAAAGAACGGACCCCAAGUUUCCAUAAUCCUCACUAAGGGCUGCACUGAAGAAGAGGACCAUGAGGCCCGAAUCACUGAGCACAGGGCAGGCCCCGGGCUCUCCAUCAUCUCCUACAGCCAGGUGUGCCGCCACAGGGACUUCUGCAACGACCUGUCCACCACAGCCCCUCUUGGGGGCCCACCCUCUGCCACAGUCCCAGGGACCCUGCUGUGCCCGCUCUGCUCGUCUAAAGAUGGCUGUCCAGAAAACCCACCACAACAGAUCUGCCCAGCAGGAUAUACGCACUGCUACAACGGAGUGCUCAAGCUCAGGGGAGAGGGCAUUGCCACCAUCCUGAGCGUGCAGGGCUGUCUGCCCCAGCCAGGCUGCAACCUGCUCAAUGGGACCCAGAAAAUCGGGUCCAUGGAUGUGAGUGAGAACUGCAAUCCUAAGUCAGAUGUGCAGCCCUUGGAGUGCAAGAGGGGAGCACUAGAAACCAUAAGAGAUGUGUCAACUCUUCCACUAUACUGGACAACCGGCUGGGAGAUCUGUGCCAUCGGCGAGGGGUGUCAAGAGACAGUGGUUCUCAUCGUGAAUGGAGCCCAAGUAGAUGUGGUGCUCACCAAGGGCUGCACUAAGGCAGAGGACCAAGAGCCGCGAGUCACCUGGCACAGGACAGGCCCUGGGCUAUCUGUUGUCUCCUACACCCACGUGUGCCGCCACAGGGACUUCUGCAAUGACCUGUCCACCACAGAGACUUUCUGGACCAUGCCUCCUUCUACAGGUGCUAGAGUCCCAGGGACCCUGCUGUGCCCGCUCUGCUUGUCCAAAGAUGACUGUCCAGAAAACCCACCACAACAGAUCUGUCCAGCAGGAUAUACGCACUGCUACAAUGGAGUGGUCAGGCUCAGAGAAGAGAGGCUUGCCACCAACCUAAGAGUGCAGGGCUGUCUGCCCCAGUCAGGCUGCAACCUGCUCAAUGGGACCCAGAUAGUCGGGUCUGUGAAUUUGAGUGAGGACUGUGAGUCUAAAACAGGUAUUGUGACCUGUCAUCGGGGGAGCAUGUUGAAGAUAAAGAGAAACUUGGCUGAAGAACCGGUGGAAUGGGAGGCAAAUUCACAGCAGGUCUGCAAUCCUGGGGAGGUGUGUCAGGAGACGCUGCUGCUCAUAGACCCAGCCCCAGGGCAGAAAUCGCUACUUUUGGGGAGCAAAGGCUGCAGUUAUCCCAGCACACAGAGUGCUCCAGCUGUCUCCACUUACUCGAACUUCCCUGGAAUACUGGUCGCCUCCUACGCCCAGUUCUGCUCCUCCAACCUGUGCAACACUGCCAGCGACACCAGCGUCCUGCUGAGCUCCCUCUCCAGGCCAGCUGCCCCUGUCCUAGGAGAACUGCAGUGCCCCGUCUGUGUGCAGUUCGGGGGGUCCUGCGCACAUGAUUCCACCCAAAUCACCUGCCCUAACGAAACGACUCACUGCUACAAAGGAGACAUUGAUACUCGUGGAGGUGGGAUCUCUGCCACAUUCAGCAUUCAAGGCUGCAUGCCUGAGAGUUCCAGAUCCUUGUUGAAAAAUGUCCAGAAGAUUGGGAUCUUCUCUGUGAAAGAAUACAUUGGGGAGAAGACGAAAGACACUAUUGUAAUAACACAUAGUGGUGCCCAUGCCCCCUACCUGGCUUGGAUAGUGUACCUGGGGCCAUUUAUAGCUCUUUGGUAUGGAGGCUUUCUCCUCUAUGCUAAAUCCAUUUUUCCAUGAUCCUUAGUCCCUGCUGAGUACCUAAACACUGUAACUGAAGAACCUUAUGGACUGGGACACCAAAUUAUUUUCCCACCCAUGAAUUAUCAUGUCUCCACACCCCUACGUACUCUGUCACCUGAUAAUAACACAUAGGAAAGCUUGGGAGCAGCUGAACUUGUC
Messenger RNA from Octodon degus (degu), 2678 nucleotides. It is a transcript of the gene Cd177, whose product is annotated as CD177 molecule. Lineage: Eukaryota; Metazoa; Chordata; Mammalia; Rodentia; Octodontidae. Gene Ontology annotation, biological process: leukocyte cell-cell adhesion; regulation of integrin-mediated signaling pathway; cell-cell junction maintenance. Gene Ontology annotation, cellular component: plasma membrane; plasma membrane raft. The transcript is spliced from 17 exons. Bases 30 to 2516 code for a protein of 828 amino acids. The record is from RefSeq and is a predicted model, not a curated record.